AUGGCCGAACAAUGUAAUAGUAGAGGUGUGCCUGGGGAAAUUGAUUUGAAUGUUCUUCCAACAUUAGAAGCUACAAAUGAAGUUGAUGACAUAACCGAGAAAGUUAAUACACAUGUGAGCCAGAAAAAAACCUCACAAAUGAGCAAAGUCCAACGCAUUUGGCAACAAGGAAAAGAAAAUGAAGUAUUGGAUAACACUAAUGUGUUUAGCAAAAAGGCACUCAAUUGCGGGCGCAAGCGUCAUCAAAUUGACGUCAAUCAAUUUCAAAAUAUUCCAUUACGAAGAAGGACGACAUUGAGGUCUUUAUCUGCUACCACAAAUUUGUCAGUGACAACGUUGUUUAGGCGGUUAAAAGAGGGCUCCAUACGUCGUCAUUCAAAUUCUAUAAAACCUUUAUUAAAUGUGGAAAACAUGAAAGCUAGAAUACGCUUUUGUUUAUCGAUGAUUGAACAUGGCAACAACCCCAAUUGUUUGAGGUUUGUAACCAUGGAAAAUAUUAUUCAUGUUGAUGAGAAGUGGUUCUACAAGACAAAGCAGUCAGAGAAGUAUUACCUCCUUCUUGACGAAGACAAGCCUUUACGCACAUUGACACGCCCAAGGUUUGAUGAAUCAGGGAAUGAAUUAUUUUCUGAAAAAAUCGGGGUAUUUCCUUUCAUAAAUAAAGAACCUGCAAGGAGGAGUAGUAAAAAUCGUUCUGCCGGAACCAUGGAGACUAAAACAAUCAAUUCUAUCAAUAAAGAAAUUUAUCAAUCUUACAUAGUUGAGAAACUGUUGCUGGCUAUCUGA
Messenger RNA from Pistacia vera, 786 nucleotides. RefSeq lists its product as uncharacterized. NCBI's taxonomy places the organism in Eukaryota, Viridiplantae, Streptophyta, Magnoliopsida, Sapindales, Anacardiaceae. The transcript has 3 exons. Gene Ontology annotation, molecular function: nucleic acid binding. The coding region runs from base 1 to 786 and encodes 261 amino acids. The record is from RefSeq and is a predicted model, not a curated record.